This is a messenger RNA of Cokeromyces recurvatus, 1402 nucleotides long. RefSeq names its product GTP-binding protein YchF. Gene Ontology annotation, cellular component: cytoplasm. The record is from RefSeq and is a predicted model, not a curated record. NCBI's taxonomy places the organism in Eukaryota, Fungi, Mucoromycota, Mucoromycetes, Mucorales, Mucoraceae. The transcript has 7 exons. Gene Ontology annotation, molecular function: ATP hydrolysis activity; ATP binding; GTP binding. The coding region runs from base 60 to 1337 and encodes 425 amino acids.
CCUCACUUUUUUUUUUCUUUUUUACAGGGUCAUUUUUUUUAUUAAAAAAAAAAAGAAAAAUGUUGAAUAUCACAAAAUGGAGAUUAUCAAGUUGUAGGAACUUUUCAACAAGUUGUAGUAUACACUAUGCGAAAAAGAAAGCAGUAAAUAAUAAAAAAUCAUCAUCAUCAACAAUAGAGAAAGCAGCCAAUAAAGUUAUUUUAGGCAGACCUUCAAAUAAUCUUCGAGUUGGUAUUGUUGGUUUACCAAAUAUCGGGAAAUCGACCUUAUUUAAUACACUUACAAAUAGUAGUGUACCUGCAGAAAAUUAUCCAUUUUGUACGAUUGAUCCAUCAGAAGCCAGAGUACAAGUGCCAGAUGACAGAUUUGAUUGGUUAGUGAAAACAUAUCAACCAAAGAAAAUCACACCUGCCCAUUUGACAGUAGUGGAUAUUGCAGGACUUGUACGUGGUGCAUCACAAGGAGCUGGACUUGGUAAUGCUUUUCUUUCUAAUGUGUCCUCUGUAGACGCUAUUUACCAUUUAGUUCGAGUCUUUGAAAACGAUGACAUUACUCAUGUAGAAGAGAAUAAAGUGGAUCCUAUUCGAGACUUGAAUAUUAUUCAAAACGAACUAAGAAUUAAGGAUGAAGAAAUGCUGGAACGUAAUUUAAAUGAAUUAACUAAACUUAGCAAGCAUUCCGAUUUAAAGAGGAAUCAACCGUUGAGCAUUAAAGAAGAGCUAGAGAUUGUUGAAAAAGUAGCAGAAUUUAUGUCAAAGGGAAAUAAAGAUGUUCGAAAAGGAGAAUGGACAGCAACCGAAGUUAAUGUCAUUAAUGGACUUCAUUUAUUAACAGCCAAGCCGAUGAUUUAUCUUUGUAAUAUGAGUGAAGAAGAAUAUUUAAGUGGAGAAGAAAAUAAAUGGAUGGCGAAAGUUAAAGAAUGGAUAGAAGAGAACAAUAAAGGAGAUUUAAUUAUUCCAGUUUCAGUCUCUUUAGAAUCCAAAUUAGUAAUGUCAACACAUACUGAAGAAAAGAGAAAAUCACAGUUAUCCAACAUUAUUUUAGCAGGUUAUAAAGCAUUGGAUUUAAUUCACUAUUUUACUUGCGGGGAACAAGAAGUGAGGGCAUGGACGAUUAGAAAUAAUACAAAGGCGCCUCAAGCAGCAGGAAUCAUUCAUUCUGAUUUUGAAAGAGGUUUCAUUUCUGCAGAUAUCAUGAAAUUUAAUGAUCUAAAACAACUAGGAUCAGAGAAUGCAGUAAAAGCGGCUGGUAAACAUUAUCAAAAGGGAAAAGAAUAUACAAUGGAAGAUGGAGACAUUGCUCAUUUUAAGUUUAAUGUAACUAAUAAGAAAAAAUAAUAUUAAAAUGACGUUAUAAAAAUACAUUCUAGAGUUACACAUCACAUAAAUGUGUAUUUUUUUUU